AUGUCAAGACGUGGUAAAUGUGUAAAUAUCUAUUCUGAUAAUGCUAAAACUUACGUUGGCGCUAAUGCUGAAAUACAAAAAUUAUUAAAAUCAGCUGAAGGCCAGGUCUUAACUGAAAUGGGACAACAAGGAAUUAAUUGGCAUUUUAUCCCGCCCAGAUCUCCAAAUUUCGGAGGCAUUUGGGAAGCUGGAGAGAAAUCAACGAAAUAUCAUAUAAAACGUGUCAUUGGAGAAUCAAUACUCACUUAUGAAGAAUUCAGUACGGUACUCGCGCAGAUCGAGGCAUGUUUAAACUCACGACCACUCUAUCCUCUUUCCUGUGACCCUACUGAUCUUAACCUUAUAACCCCAGCACAUUUUUUGAUCGGAGAAGCUCUUACGGCUUUACCAACACCAAAUUGUACUAUCGUGAAGGAGUCAUUGUUAUCGAGACUAAGGCGCUGCAAUAAAAUGACUCGCUGGUCCAAAGAAUACAUAUCAGAACUCCAAGUCAGGAGGAAGUGGAAACAUCAUUACCCAAAUUUUCUAAAACCUGGAAUACUUGUCCUUAUAAAGGAAGAUCAUCUACCACCUCUUCAAUGGAGUCUGGGCAGAAUCGUCGAACUUCACCCAGGAAGUGACGGAAUAACGAGAGUGGUAACGGUGAAAACAGUGAAUGCAGUGUUAAAAAGGCCUGUCUCAAAAAUAUGUGUUUUACCUAAUGAAGGAAUUUAA
Messenger RNA from Diorhabda sublineata, 714 nucleotides. RefSeq lists its product as uncharacterized. NCBI's taxonomy places the organism in Eukaryota, Metazoa, Arthropoda, Insecta, Coleoptera, Chrysomelidae. The record is from RefSeq and is a predicted model, not a curated record. Bases 1 to 714 code for a protein of 237 amino acids. The transcript has a single exon. Gene Ontology annotation, molecular function: nucleic acid binding.